Molecule: messenger RNA, 3441 nt
Organism: Phytomonas sp. EM1
Lineage: Eukaryota; Euglenozoa; Kinetoplastea; Trypanosomatida; Trypanosomatidae
Source: the annotation of a GenBank genome assembly
UAUUUGCACUUAUGCUCAAUAUAAAUGCAAAGUCAUUUGUUCCACCGGGAGCAAGCUCUGUUGACCCUAAUUUCGGGAUUGACGCAGGCCUUUAUCAAUAUCGCAUUGAUGCUCCGGUACUAAAGAUAGCAGAUUUAUCCACAUGUGCCAAGACUCGAAACCACGUUUCUGUUUUGCUGUUUUCAAAAAAAUUGUUUGCUAUUCGUGGAAAAUUUGAUGAGGAAGGAUUAUUUUAUUUUCUAGCAACGAACUUGAUGACCGCAACCAAUAUUCCAUCCCUAGAUGGGAACCGGAAGAAAAGCUCAGGAUUCUUAUUGUCGCGGCGUAUUCUCGCUCUUCACGCAGAUAUGAAUAAUAUUAAUGCUCUAAAUGAUGCCCAUGGUUUCUUGAUCCGGCUUGACAUACCGAGAUAUUUCGGCUUCGAUGCAUCAACUCAAAUCAAUAGCAUGUGGACUUCCUUUUUUAGUAAAAUUUCUAGUGAUCCUAACUUCAUUUCGAUGGGCUAUAUCAGAUCAUUGGUUGGUUUAAACGAGACUCAGAUAGGUGGAACUUAUCGCCAUUAUUUUUUUGUUGCCUGUUCGUCUUUAGAUCUGGCCCUAAAAUUUCCCGAGGUACUACUCAAUGGUUCUAGGCUUAGACCUUUACGAGUCCUCCCUAUUGCGUCAAUUGUUCCUUUUUUAUGUGGAUCCAAAAUUCCUCUUGGUAUCCUGAUUACAGUAGGUGAUGACGCCAAAAAAAAAUAUCUUGAAGAUGCUGUAUCAGAUUUUUCUUUAGAAAUUGAUUACUUUAUGGACGAUCCUAUGCGCACGCGUGAAAGCCUCGAAGCCUUCGAGAAAUUAUAUUCCUCUAUCUUAAAUGGAGAUUGCAGAUGGGAAAGGACUUACUUGGCUCAUCUUCACAUAAAAACUAUUGUUACACAAAAUGAAGAUAUUUUCCAAAUUUGCGAUGUAUUACGCUAUAUUGGAAAUCUUUGUGAUGACACUGCAACUAGUAUUAUGGGCGUUUCAUUUAGCAACCCUGACGUAGUUCCUGGAUGUCAUGAACUCCUCACGUUAAAUAAAAAAUCACCAUUUUACCAAAAUGUGUCUUUUAAUGAAAUUAUGCGAAAAAACUACGCUUUUGAUACAGCAAACACAAUUUAUGCACCGGUUCCGCAGUGUAUUUGUAUGCCACUGUGCAGUUCAACAUUCAGGGUGGCUGUACAUGCCAUCCACACUUUCCGCCUUAAAGGUUUGUCGAAAUUACUCGAGGAGAAAUUGCUUACUCGUAUGACGGUACCAGACGCGGCCGAGCAAUUUGCAAACUGUCUUUUUUUCGCUAGACGUAAAUCAAUUGGUACUCCAGUUUUACUAGGUAUCGAUAAUGAUGGAAAUGUUUAUUGUGUUGAUCUUUAUGGGUUUAGUAUUUUCGGCUUACCGAAUGUGUUGCCAGAAGCUCGGGAGCAGCUAACGGGCUGUCUUUUCAAAGGGACACUGACAUCAUCUUAUUAUGCCCAUCAAGAAUAUCGCAUUAUUAUUGAGGAUGUAUUUAUUUUUCAUGGAAAAGAAGUACACAAUGAUAUGUUUUUUGAUCGAUGGUGCUUAUUGGAAAAGAUUGAUUUAAAUGAAGAGGACUCCUGUCCCUAUGCAACUUAUAAUCGUGUAUUAGUUCUGAAGGCCAAUUAUGUCCCGUUUGAGAAAUCCGAAAAAUUAAUUAAAACCCUUCCCAGCGAUCAUGCAACUCAGGGUAUUGCGUUUGUUUGUAACGACAUUAGUUUUUGUGGCAACGCUAGCUCGCUUGUUUACUUGUGGAGGCAACCAAGCUCGUUAACAGCAUUUUUUUAUGUUUCGAAUGUGGAAUCAAUCCUUGAAGGUAAUGUAGAAAUAAAACGUGCGUUUCUUUCUGUACGUGCGAAUGAAUCUGAUAAAACAUUUACUAAAUAUAAGAAUGAGUAUGCAGAUUUUUUGCAUGAGGCUCAUCCUGAAAUCAAAAUAGGGAGCGUUGUUGAUUGUAUUCCCCGCCGCUCAAAUGAUGGUGCCCACUGGUGGGAUGUUCUUCGUAGCUUCGAACCUGGAAUGCAUAGUGUAGCAACCUAUGAAGAGGUUAAUACACUUGUGCAGAGUCCUGGAAUUUCACAAAAAGAAAUGCUUUGGCUUUUAAAUGUUCGAGCCUACCUAUGCGAGCGGUGCCACAGGGUGAAUGAUGUUGGCAAAAUUAAUCCACGGUACAACGCCUACUGGUGUAAGAAUUGUUGGAGUGAAACUGGACAUGGGGAUUGCGCGUAUUGCGGCAGGAUUCUUGUCUUAGGCAUGCCUGACGGUAUCAGCAAUUUUUUCUACUGUGAGGACUGCUGGAAUGUAUUCUCCUCUAUAAACACAUGGUCUGAAAUAGGAUACCAUGUGCCUCCUCCUCCGGAUGCCACAUUUAAGGAGCAGGUAAUGACUCGGUGCGUUUGUCUUUUAAUUGACCAAGUUAGUCAGAAGUUUCCCACAAACGACGUACUUGAUUUAUGUUGCGGUGGUUCGGUCGUGCGGAAGUGGAUGUUGAACAAAACAAUGAGCUACGUCGGUGUGGAUUUGAAUGCAAGCAUAGUAGGUUCAGUACUUGAGACAAUAUCAAAUUCCCCAGAGCUAAUUCCAAACGCGCAGUAUGAUGUUAUUUGUGCUGAUGCAUUUUCCGAGGAUUUUUGGACAAGCACAGUAAUCAAAAUCCAUCCGAGACAGUUCCAAGCAAUCGCAUGCUUUAGUGGCCUUUACCACGCUUUCUUCGAUGAAGUGAAGGCACGGCACUUUAUUGCGAGUGUAGCGAAUGCCUUGGUUCCUGGUGGGCUAUUUCUCGGUUUCGUGCUUGAUGCCAGUGCUUUAUAUUCAAAGGGCGCAAAAUAUGCAAACUCAGUGUUUUGUACUGAAUGGAAAGAGGGUUCUGUCCCCAGAGUUGGACAGCGAUUCAGUAUAUCCGUUGAUGGACCUUUGCAUGAAGUUGCCGUCAUUCCAAUUGAUUUUUUUGUUGCAGUUGCGUCAGAAUAUGGGUUGAAGGUCGUUUUAGAAGCAUGCCAAACAGUAAGAGGGCUGAUUGAAAGGGAUGCGAACUGGACUCGGGUCCCAUCAGCGGCAGAAAAAGAAUAUCUUUGUGCCCUUAAAUCAUUUGCCUUCAAAAAGGAAAGUAACAAGCAGUUGCCUUCUUUAAACAAAGCCUAAAAAACGUUUAAUAUUUAUCUAAAUUAUUUUUUACCUCUUAAGUACACCUUUAUUCGACAUGUAGUUGGAACCUUAUAGAAUAUGAAAUAAUACUAAAAUACUAACGCAUCAAUAUAUAAACAUAUAUAUAUUCACAUAUGAAUUUUUGUCGAUUAGGUUGAGGGCUCAAUAUCACAACCGCAUUGUAUCACAAAUUUAUCGUAAUUUUAUAAUAAUAAUAUUAAUAAAAGAACGUGCAUUCAUUCUGAAUAAAGGAGACGAAGGA